AUGUCCGGUCGUAGCAGAGGCCGCGCCAAUCCCAAUCAGGAUGCCGACGAGGAGCGUCGAUUGUGGAAAGAGAUCAAAGAUCGAGCCAAGGAGGUCGACUCCAUGGUGGCGCGCUCGAAUGACGUUGGGACAGAGAUUAUCGAUGUCGAGGAACAGCAAGCAAAACUUAUCGAUGCCGGCAAGCUGAGUGACUCUGCUCUUGAUGAACGGCUCGAGAAAUUGUAUCGGGAGAACGUCAAGAUCUGUGAAGAAGUCACGCACAUCAUUGAAGGCAAAUCCAACGACAUGAAUUUUCUGGACAGCAUCAACAUCCUCGCGGGCCUGAGAGAAGCUUCCGAGGAGUCGGCGGAAAAGGCUCAAGCAAUUCAAGGUCACCGAGGCUCUGGUGGCAAGCUGUCGCGGGCUCCUACCAAGAAGAACAGUGGCAAAAGCGCUUCCGCCGUUGCACCGUCGACUGAAGAUGUUGAUGAAGGCUCAGCAGCACCCUCGCCGCGUAUCAGCUUGGGCGCGAUCAACCGGUUGUCUGCCAAGGAGAAAUCGUCUCGUUCAGGCAGCAUACCAACCACGAGGGAAACGUCUGUGAAGAUCGAGGAUGGCGCUGAAUCUGUCGCCAGUAGCGCCGACGGCGUCUCCACUGCCACGGGUGCAACCAAGACAUCUGCGAACAACCGACAAAACAAUCGGCUUGUGCUGCGUCAAGGUGAACUUGUGUUCUGUCGUCACGAUCUGAAGAACUAUCCCAAUAAGGCCGAGCAGCCAGAAGGGGAGGGCAUUCUCUGUCGUGUCACAAACGUCAUUGGAGAAGGAAAGCAACGCCGCUACGAAGUCCAGGAUGCUGACACGCAAGGCGAGCCGCCUCCGCCACAGCGUGCAUCUGUGGCUCAGCUAAUACAGAUACCGGAUAACAACAAAGGUUUGAGUGAUCUUCCCAAGGGCAAGUCUGUCCUCGCGCAAUACCCCGAGACCACAACGUUCUACAAGGCAGAGGUGAACGAACCCUGGCGGACGAAGGAAGCCGAUAAAGACAAGGUGGAAUACAUGAUGGUGAAAUUGAACUUUCAAGACGAUGAAGAGGUGCGAGAAGUCGAGCGCAGAUUCGUGCUGACGGAGAAGUGA
Fulvia fulva is the source of this 1116-nucleotide messenger RNA. Its product is annotated as SAGA-associated factor 29. The transcript has 2 exons. Lineage: Eukaryota; Fungi; Ascomycota; Dothideomycetes; Mycosphaerellales; Mycosphaerellaceae. Bases 1 to 1116 code for a protein of 371 amino acids. Gene Ontology annotation, cellular component: SAGA complex. The record is from RefSeq and is a predicted model, not a curated record.